Colletotrichum destructivum is the source of this 1128-nucleotide messenger RNA. Its product is annotated as Putative alcohol dehydrogenase, zinc-type, GroES-like superfamily, NAD(P)-binding domain superfamily. The coding region runs from base 1 to 1128 and encodes 375 amino acids. Lineage: Eukaryota; Fungi; Ascomycota; Sordariomycetes; Glomerellales; Glomerellaceae. Gene Ontology annotation, molecular function: oxidoreductase activity; zinc ion binding. The record is from RefSeq and is a predicted model, not a curated record. The transcript is spliced from 2 exons.
AUGUCGUUCAAGUCGGAGGCCAUCGUCGCCAGGGGCCCCUUCUCCGAGGGGAAAUGGGCCAUUGAGCCCGUGACACUUCGAGAGCUCCGUUCCGAUGAGGUUCUCGUCGAGAUCGUCGCCUCGGGCAUCUGCCACACGGACCUGCACUGCGGCAACACGCCCGAGGACAAGGGCGUCCCCGGCGUGUACUACCCGCGAGUUCUCGGGCACGAAGGCUCCGGCUACGUGGUCCAGGUCGGCAGCGGCGUGACAAAAGUCAAGGCCGGCGACGCCGUGUUCCUGUCCUUCUCGUACUGCGGGUCGUGCCACGUGUGCAAGACGGGCCCGCCGUCGCACUGCACCAACUUCUUCGAGAUCAACUUCAUGGGCGAGCCCGUGUUCGAGGGCGGCAUCGGCGGCCGCUUCUUCGGGCAGUCCAGCCUGGCGCGGCACACGGUGGUGAGCGACAAGUCCGUGGUCAACGCCGCGGGGCUCGGGCUCACGCGGGACGACCUGCGGCUGCUGGCGCCGCUCGGGUGCGGCCUGCAGACGGGCAGCGGGACGGUGGUCAACGUGGCCAAGGCCGGGCCGGACGACUGCGUGGCCAUCGCGGGCAUGGGCGGCGUGGGACUGGCGGCGGUGAUCGCGGCGCGGAACCGCGGGUGCCGGACCAUCAUCGGCAUCGACCGGGUCGCGUCGCGGCUCGAGCUGGCGAGGACGCUGGGCGCGACGCACGUCAUCGACACUACGGGGCUCGAGAUGGCGCAGGUGACGGAGAGGAUCCGGGAGGCGGCCGACGGGCUCGGGGCGACGGUGUGCAUCGACACGAGCGCGCACCCGCCGCUGCUGGAGGCGCAGGUGCUGGGCACGCGGUACAUGGGGAAGAUCAUCCAGGUCGGGACGGGCAUGCCGGAGGCUCACCUGUCGCUUCACAUGCAGAGCUUCAUGGUCAGCGGGAAGCAGUACUUCGGCGCGGUGCAGGGCCACGUCAACACGGCCGAGUACGUGCCCCAGAUGGUGCAGUGGUGGAGGGAGGGCAAGUUUCCCGUCGAGAAGCUCGUCAAGGUGUUUGACUCGGCCGAUUUUGCGUCGGCCGUGGAGGCCAUGAAGCGCGGGGACGUGGUCAAGCCGAUUAUUGCAUGGUCAUAA